Messenger RNA from Halteromyces radiatus, 581 nucleotides. Its product is annotated as small nuclear ribonucleoprotein-like protein E. Gene Ontology annotation, biological process: mRNA splicing, via spliceosome; spliceosomal snRNP assembly. NCBI's taxonomy places the organism in Eukaryota, Fungi, Mucoromycota, Mucoromycetes, Mucorales, Cunninghamellaceae. Gene Ontology annotation, molecular function: RNA binding. Bases 73 to 342 code for a protein of 89 amino acids. The transcript is spliced from 5 exons. Gene Ontology annotation, cellular component: U2 snRNP; U5 snRNP; U1 snRNP. The record is from RefSeq and is a predicted model, not a curated record.
UUUUUUUUAUUAUUCUUUUCUUCUCUUUUUACUUCAUCCUUUCCGAAAAAAAAAUACAUACAGCUAUCAACAAUGUCGAGUAAAGUUCAAAAGAUUAUGGUUCAACCCAUUAAUCUUAUCUUCAGAUACUUGCAAAAUAAAUCACGAGUACAAAUCUGGUUAUUUGAAAAGUCGGAUAUGAGAAUUGAAGGACAAAUCAUUGGUUUUGACGAAUUCAUGAAUUUGGUACUGGAUCAAGCUGAAGAAGUGUUAACAAAGGAAAAAACAAGACGUCCUAUUGGUCGAAUCAUGUUACGAGGCGAUAAUAUCACUCUAAUUCAAGCUGUAGCAAACGACAAUUAGAUAUAGAUCUCACUACUCUCUUUUCCCCUUUACUUCUUCAUCUUUUGCGAUUCUUAUUCUUUGAAAUAGUUUAUCUCCAACUUAUCCAUUCAUCCAAUUUUUUUUUUUUUUUACACGCAAGACAAUUUCUUGUCAUUUAUCUAUUACCACCUCUCAUUUUUUUUUAUUUCUCUUGUUUUAUUGUUACCGGCUGAUUUACUAUAUAUAUGACAAUAAAAAAAAAGUGUGAACAAAACCAA